Vanrija pseudolonga is the source of this 2577-nucleotide messenger RNA. RefSeq lists its product as uncharacterized. NCBI's taxonomy places the organism in Eukaryota, Fungi, Basidiomycota, Tremellomycetes, Trichosporonales, Trichosporonaceae. The record is from RefSeq and is a predicted model, not a curated record. The transcript has a single exon. Bases 1 to 2577 code for a protein of 858 amino acids.
AUGCACCCCCCACCCAACGCACCGCCCCCGCGCGCAACCUACGCCACGCGCGGCAGUGGCACCACCCAGCGCAGCAGCUCCAGUUCGACACAGCGCCCCGACGACCACAACGAGCGCCAGCCUGUACGCGACACGGCCCCCCGCCCCGCCACCCACCACGAGCGCCAGCGCGAGCCGCGCGUGCGGUUCACCCCGUCGACCCGCGGCCCAGGCUCAGGAUCGGAGAGCACCGUCCGUCCCAGUCCCAGCUCCAGCGCCGUCCGCCCUACGACCCCGGCCCCCAGUGCCGCCCCCGCUCCCACCCCCGGCCACGAUGCGCCCCGUUCCACACUAGAGUUCGAUUUCCACUUUGACACCAACCGCGUCGGUAUUAGGUACAGGCCUGCGCCGCCGCGGGCAGCUGCACACCCUGUCCCAGAGGGGAGCCUCGAUCCUGUGAUGGAGGGUGCCGCUCGUUCCAGCCCCGAGAACACUGUUCACCCUUCGCACCAGAGCGCUGGCCCCAGUAGCCCCCCUCCCCGUCCCCGCUCUGCUGCGCAGGCUCCGACUCCUCCGCGCCAGAGCGCUGGCCCAAGUGGCCCCUCACAUUCCCGUCCUGUCCCCCAGGCGGUGACGCCACGUUACACCCACAGCUCUUCGAACCCACCGGCGUUUUCACGUGGACCAGGCUCCGAGAGCACCGCUAGCUCAAGCUCCAAGGGCACCGUUCGUCCUUCGCGCCAGAUUGCUGGCCCCAGUAUCCCCCCUCCCAGUCCCCGCUCUGCCGUCCGGGCAGUACAGCCCAGCUACAUCCACAGCUCGUCGAACCCGCCUGCGUUUGCACGUGGUCCAGGCUCUGAAAGCACCGCUAGCUCAAGCUCAGAUAGCACCGGCCGCCCUGCGCAUAACCGUCGCAGUGCCAACGACCGUGCUCCCAGCUCCCACUCCAGUGUGCUGUCUGACCGCCCACCCCCAGUGCCGCCCAAGGACAUCCACACCUCUGUUCACCCACAAGCACUCGUGCGCUCCCAGUCGGACUGGGAUGGAAGGACCAUCCACCCCAUGCACAACGUUGCCGGCCCGAGCCGCCACGCUCCCAGCGCCCACGACCCGGCGCCACCUGGACCCGACUACCUCUACAGCUCUGUCCAGCCGGCCACAUUCGCGCGCUCCGACACCUCCUCGGACGACGGCACCAUCCGCCCCGACUCCGAUCUCAUUGUCCGCCAGGCCGACCCGCCUGAAAGCCUCGAAAGCUACGACGGGUACACCGGACACCUUAGCCGUACAAAGGGCGCCAGGACCGCCCCUCUCCCUCCCCCGCGUAUCGUCCUCCAGUCCCCCACUCCGCCAGAGUCAGUUUUAGAGCGUCUCCAGCUCCGUGACCUGCCUGUGGAGGACGGAACGGACGUCAGCGUUCCCCUCAGUGGUAGCUACUACAGCAGCGGAUACACUGGGGCCGGACCCGACGGGAGCUACGUCCACAGCGGCUUCUCCGACAGCCCAGCGGGCAGUGGUGCCAUGGUUCCAACGGGUGCGACGGCCACCAGCCAGUCUCUUGUUCCACGUUCAGCGCCAUACAACAGUGCCCAGGCUCUCGUUCAUCGUCCAGUGCCUAGUAACAGUGGCCAUGCCCUCGUCCCCCGUCCAGCUCCACGCAACAGUGGCCCUCGCGUCCGCAGCUUUGUAGGCAGCUGGGUGGAGGAGCAGAGCGUAGUAGCUGCAGACCAAUCAUUCGCCACCGACCGCCCAGUCUCAUACGGACCCUCCGACCACCGAGGUUCCGCCCCACCGCCAUUCCACCUCCACCCCCUGCGUGAAAAGUACGCCUUCAUGCCGUACGACUACUUCUGCGCGGCCGUGAGCGGCACGUUGCCCCCGUGGCUCCUGUAUGUAGUGUUCAACCGCUACUGGCGUGCGCCGGAGCUCUCCACAGUCCCCCACGACCCCGGGGCGCACCUCUCGACCAUCCUACCGUCCUUCGAGAUCCUCUCCGUUGCAUGGAUUCAGCUCUGCUCCCUGUGCUCGGGGGGCGACCCGGAGGUCGUAGCCGCCAUGGCCGACCACCUCCAAUGGCUCGGCAUCCUUGCGCACGGUUUCACCUGGGCUUCGGUGUGCGAGUUCCACUGCCGCAUGACGGCGCCGAUUUUCCAGCGCGGCCUGCACGCGCGCAGCUGGCACGGCAUCAGGUACAAUGACCCCCAGUACCAGGGUGCCCUGGUCCGCCUCCCCCAAGGCGUGGUGAGCUCCCACAUUGCGACUGGCAAGGAUCAGGUGUGCAUGCUGUGGAACUUCAACGACUGCCCCAUCUCCGGCCCACCCGGCCCGUGCCGCGUCGGCAGGAAGCACGUGUGCAUGACCUGCUGGGGAGAACACAAGGCGAAAGACUGCCCCGAGGGCUGGAAGGCCGAGAAGAUGUGUGGAGAGGGUGAGGCAGCCGUAGGCGGCAUGGAGGCGCCAAGGGGCUGCUACUGGUGGAACCAUGGCCGCUGUGCUGAGCCGUGCGGAUGGGGCAUGAGGCACGCGUGCACCAUCUGCAGCGGCACGCACAGGGAGCCGCAGUGCCCCUACAAGAAGAAGAAGACGCACAAGUUUUAG